AUGCCAGGAUAUGCUAAAUUUAAGAAGGAUCUUAUAACGAAGAAAAGAGUGGUGAGCUAUGGACUGGUGGAUAACCUCCAUCACUAUAGUGCUAUUUCUACAAGGUCCUUGGUGCAAAAGAAAGCAGACCUAAGAGAAUUCACUAUUCCUUGUACUAUUGGGUCUUUGGAAUUUGCUCAGGCCUUAUGUGAUCUGGGAGCAAGCAUCAAUCUGAUGCCUCUAGCCAUCUAUAAGAAGUUGGGUUUGGGCAAUUCCACACCCACCAUCAUGCGACUUGUGAUGGCGGACAGGUUGAAUGAUAAAGUGGAGGUAUUAAUAGAGGAGAAACUUGCUAUCGAGCCUUUAGCUGUAGUACUGAUGAAUUUUGAUUGUGAAGGCAUUAAGGAGUAUGAAGAGAUUGUUUAUGCAUUGUCAGGAAUGGGUUCAUACUCUUAUGAUCCUAAGAAUCUAGAUCUUGAUCUUGCUAAUCGAACAACACCACCGGCUAAGCCAUCCAUCGAAGAGCCACUAUAUUGGAAUUGA
Molecule: messenger RNA, 522 nt
Organism: Capsicum annuum
Lineage: Eukaryota; Viridiplantae; Streptophyta; Magnoliopsida; Solanales; Solanaceae
Exons: 3
Coding region: 1-522 (173 amino acids)
Source: RefSeq, a predicted model, not a curated record